Messenger RNA from Brugia pahangi, 408 nucleotides. Lineage: Eukaryota; Metazoa; Nematoda; Chromadorea; Rhabditida; Onchocercidae. The record is from the annotation of a GenBank genome assembly.
AUGGGCAAUUCCAAUUUAUAUAUCCGGCAGCUCCGAUAUGAUUCAUUGAAUAUCCCGGAUUGCACUUCUAUUUCAUGUACCAUAGCAUGCAACGAUUGUAGUGCUGUAAAUCAUCCGACAAGUAUUAUGUCGGGUGAAACUGGUGGACAUACUAUACAGCAAUUAACCUCUAAUCAAUCAUCAACUACUGCAACACUUCCGCAAUACUCAGUUCCGGCUGCCCAAGUAUCAGGAACAUCAAAAUACACUCAGUUAUUGAGUGUGAUUGAAGAAUUGGGAAAGGAUAUUCGACCAUCAUAUACAAACAAUAAAAUUUGUUCAGAACGUUUGAAACGAAAUAUCAUCCGUGCUCGGAUUCUUGUACGAGAAUGUCUAAUAGAAACUGAUCGAAGUGUUCGGCAGCAAUAA